AUGAUCCACAUCCUAGUUUGUUACCAUGUUUCAGGUCCGGCAUCAGUCAUUGCGGGAAUGGUGUCGGCUUUCUGCUCUGGUCCUGCUGAACUAACUAUGAUCCAGCAACAGAGAACGGAAAUACGCUUCUUCACAGCGGCAUAUCUGGAUGUAAAUCCACUUCUUCAAGAGAAGUUUCAAGCUGCCGCCAGUUUUAAAGGUCGACACACGCUGGCGACUGUCCUUGCUGGUGUCGUUUCCGGAUCGAUUUCCACGCUUAUCACCCAUCCUUUCGAUACCAUAAAAACCAGGAUGGAAGCCAAUUUAAACCUUCAGAAAUACAGAACCGUAACCUCCACAUCUAAGCUCCUCCUGCAAGAAGGAGGAAUGGCAGCCUUCUACUCUGGACUAAUUCCUCGGACUCAACGCAUAAUCUGUGCAUUUUUCAUCUUAGAGGAGGCAAAGAUAAACCUCAGUGAUUUUUAUUUGUAG
This is a messenger RNA of Marchantia polymorpha subsp. ruderalis, 471 nucleotides long. Lineage: Eukaryota; Viridiplantae; Streptophyta; Marchantiopsida; Marchantiales; Marchantiaceae. The record is from the annotation of a GenBank genome assembly.